GGUUGCUGCAGCGUGCAGGGGACCGGUGUGUCGGAUCAGCUCCAGGCACUUUGUGCCCACUGCUAACCCAGCCCCGGCUGUGCACCAGCCUCGAGCUCCCACAUGCUCCAAGAUUUGCAAGAUUUCAGAAAAUGCCUGGAAUACGUGUUCCCCCAUGGUGCUCUCCAGCUGCCAGAUCUCUGGGAGAGGGAAGACACAUUUCUUCUGCAAUCACCUCGAGAUGCUCGAGGCACGCAGGAGGUUGGCGAUGACGUGUCCCCUGGAGCAGGCGCUGGCUGUGAUGGUCACCACCUUCCACAAGUACUCGGGGAAGGAAGGGGACAAGUACAAACUCAGCAAGCAGGAGCUCAAGGAGCUGCUGAACAAGGAGCUACCCGUCUUUGGGAGCAAACAAAUGGAUGAAGCAGAGUUCAGGAGGCUCAUGAACGACCUGGACCACGACAAGGACAGCGAGGUGGACUUUAAGGAGUACGUCUGCUUCCUGGCCUGCAUCACCAUGGGCUUCAACGAGUUCUUCAAGGAUGGUCCCACCAAGCAGCCCCGCAAGAAGUGAUCCCCCCCCACCUCCCAG
Grus americana (Whooping crane) is the source of this 571-nucleotide messenger RNA. Its product is annotated as protein S100-A4-like. Gene Ontology annotation, cellular component: cytoplasm. Bases 155 to 553 code for a protein of 132 amino acids. The transcript has 4 exons. The record is from RefSeq and is a predicted model, not a curated record. Gene Ontology annotation, molecular function: calcium ion binding; transition metal ion binding. NCBI's taxonomy places the organism in Eukaryota, Metazoa, Chordata, Aves, Gruiformes, Gruidae.